AUGCUGUCUCGUCUCUCUACGCCCAUCGCCUUUGACUUGUUUCUCCGCAUUGGCAUCACAGCUUCCCGCCAACCCCGCUCACGACAUUUGCAUUCGUCCACACCACGACUCGUCCACAACUCGAACAUGUCACAGAACGUCGAGGCGGGUGCUCAGUCACGGCGCCCGAAGAAGCUUAUCUUUGCACCCGGCGACAUUGAAGCUAUAUCCGACUCUCCGGAGCCACCAGCGCAUGCACAAUCCGCCGUGCCAUCCCACCUCGGCCCCGAAGCCCUCCGCUCCCAGACUUCGACGCCCAACUCUACCUCCGAAAGUCAACUCAUGUCGCACCCCGCGCGAGCCCACCAGUUCGUGACCAACCCGCCUCUUACAAUCUCCCAAAUGCAUGGCACCAAUCCGCUGCACCAAUUCAAUACUUGGUUCCACGACCCUCGACUAACGCCCAGCUCGUCGCCUGAGACCUGCACGCUUGCUACAGCCGAGCUCCCUUCCGGCCGCGUUAGUGCGCGUGUCCUCUACCUCAAGGAGUUAGAUGAGCACGGAUGGGUGGUCUACAGUAACUGGGGUAGCCGGGAAGGUAAAGGCCGGCAGGUCUGGGGCCCGGAUGCCAACACAGAUACGAUCGGAUCUAUACCCCCACCAGGGGACCUUCCUCAACAGGGCAACAAAUGGGGCGCUCUGACAUUCCUCUGGGCAUCCGUGGAACGCCAGGUCCGUAUCGAAGGCAUGCUGGAGCCGCUGAGUCGCGAGGAGAGUGAACCAUACUGGCGUACGCGCGAACGCGGCAGUCAGAUCGGCGCCUGGGCCAGCUGGCAGAGCCGGGUGCUGUGGUCUGGGGAGCCAUUGCAGCUCGCUGAGAAUCAGCGUCGCAAGAGCGUGGCUAAGUUGCAGGGCAACGUUCCGGCCGACAUCGACGAGACGGAUAUCAAUGACGGCCGCGCCCUGCUUGAGGAGCGGGUUAAGGACAUGGAGCAGCGCUUUGCCGGGGUUGAGAAUAUUCCUCUUCCGCCUUUCUGGGGCGGCGUGCGCCUUGUGCCGGAGUCUGUUGAGUUCUGGCAGGGUCGGAAGAGUCGAUUGCAUGAUCGGUUCCGUUAUGUGCGGGUUGAGGGAUCCGGUGUUGGCGGUGAUGCACAGUGGCGUGUGCAGAGGCUUUCUCCAUGA
Messenger RNA from Penicillium cinerascens, 1161 nucleotides. RefSeq names its product pyridoxamine-phosphate oxidase PDX3. The record is from RefSeq and is a predicted model, not a curated record. The transcript has 2 exons. Gene Ontology annotation, biological process: pyridoxine biosynthetic process. Bases 1 to 1161 code for a protein of 386 amino acids. Lineage: Eukaryota; Fungi; Ascomycota; Eurotiomycetes; Eurotiales; Aspergillaceae. Gene Ontology annotation, molecular function: pyridoxamine phosphate oxidase activity; FMN binding.